ACGUGUCAUUAAAAACAGGUUUUGUUCUUUUGGCACGGUGAACGUGUGGCUGGAAUUUGAUUUUGGCUUUCAUUUUCACCAGAAGACAACAAAGGGGGGAUGUCAGCUUGAAUUAUCGCCCGUGGGCAGUCGAGGUCUCGUGUGACUGACCCUGAUGGUUAUGUUGCUAAUAUGAACUAGCUAAUUCAAACAGAUCCAGCUCACCCUCGGGGCAGGGCAAUAUGGAAAGAGCCCCGAGGGAUUGGUGUGAGAAACUACCAUGUGUUUCUUCCAGCACAGGCUUCUUGAUUUACCUAGCUGUGAUCUUACAUGACAAAGACAGAGAGAGUCAGCGAUCGUUUGUAUGAGUGAAAUAGUGCUUUUUCUUGAUCGGAGCAUUUGAUCCCAGAGCUGUGUGCUUGGAUGCAUCUUUUGCAUGUUUUUGGAGUUUUGUCCUAAUCAGAAAAAGAAAGAAGUCAACAGUGGCUGUUACCAGAUAACCGGAUCCUGCUGGGAUGGUUUAGAUGUCACUAACACAUAAUUUACGGUUGUAAAAGCUCACCUCUAUCACAAAUGGAGAAAACAGCUGGUUCUGUGUGGGAACGGAUGCCUGAAAGCCAGGGAUCUCUUCACAGAGGCAUCAGGCCUCCCAUAAUGAAUGGCCCCAUGCACCCUCGUCCUCUGGUGGCGCUGCUGGAUGGCCGGGACUGUACGGUGGAGAUGCCCAUCCUGAAGGACGUGGCCACCGUGGCCUUCUGUGAUGCCCAGUCCACCCAGGAGAUCCACGAGAAGGUUUUAAAUGAAGCAGUGGGUGCUCUCAUGUACCACACCAUCACCCUGAUGAGGGAGGACCUGGAAAAGUUCAAAGCACUUCGUAUAAUAGUCCGCAUUGGGAGCGGCUUUGAUAAUAUCGACAUAAAGUCUGCCGGAGACUUAGGAAUAGCAGUCUGCAACAUGCCCGCAGCUUCAGUCGAGGAGACGGCAGACUCCACCAUGUGUCACAUCCUAAACCUGUACCGACGCACCACCUGGCUGCACCAGGCUCUCCGGGAGGGCACGCGGGUCCAGAGCGUGGAGCAGAUCCGAGAGGUGGCGUCUGGGGCGGCCCGGAUCAGAGGGGAGACGCUGGGGAUCAUUGGUCUAGGGCGUGUUGGACAGGCGGUGGCACUGAGGGCCAAAGCAUUCGGCUUCAACGUGAUCUUCUACGACCCGUACCUGUCUGACGGGACGGAGCGAGCCCUGGGACUGCAGAGAGUCAACACCCUACAGGACCUGCUCUUCCACAGCGACUGCGUCACCUUACACUGCAGCCUCAACGAGCACAACCACCAUCUGAUCAACGACUUCACCAUCAAACAGAUGCGUCAGGGGGCUUUCCUGGUGAACACGGCGCGUGGCGGUCUGGUGGAUGAGAAAGCUCUGGCCCAGGCUCUGAAAGAGGGCAGGAUACGAGGAGCAGCCCUGGACGUCCAUGAGACCGAGCCCUUCAGUUUCAGCCAAGGUCCUCUCAAAGACGCACCCAACCUGAUCUGCACCCCUCACGCGGCGUGGUACAGCGAGCAGGCCUCCAUUGAGAUGCGUGAGGAGGCGGCGCGGGAGAUCCGUCGUGCUAUCACCGGGCGCAUUCCAGACAGCCUGAAGAACUGCGUCAACAAAGACUUCCUCACACAGACCACGCACUGGGCCGGCAUGGACCCGACUGUUGUUCAUCCAGAACUCAACGGAGCCUACAGGUACCCCCCAAGCGUCGUGAGCCUAGCUUCAGGGGGUCUGCCUCCUCCAGUGGAGGGCAUCAUGCCAAGCACCGUACCCAUCACCCACAGCCUCCCCACCGCGGCCCACCCUUCGCACGCCCCGUCACCCGGCCAAACCGGCAAAGCCGAACCCGAUAGAGAGCAGCACCCCAACGAACAGUUGUAGCCCCCUCUUUAAAAGCUCUCCGUACCACUAUAGAACUCUCCUGGUCCUUCUUUACCCCAAAGAAGAGGAGCGGACACCAAAACCAGCCACUAAAAACACCCACGACUCUGAAGAAGCCAACGCUUGACUGAAGGUAGAGGACUGCGCUCUUUGAAGUAACCAGUGGGAAAAAAAACAACAACAAAAAAAGAGAAAGUCUUGUGGAUUUGAAACUUCUCCCUGAUGCAAAACCCUGCUGUUUUAGAUUGUAGUCUGUCCAAGUGCAGUGGGCGAUCUUUUAUCUGUUAUUUUGUCCGUCUAAUGGGUUUCAUUGUUAAAACAACAGUAGCUAUUACAUGAAUGUUACCUGUUUGUGUACAGUUUUAAGGACAUGAUCAAUGGUUUGUAGACAAGAAAAAAAAAAUAGAAACGUCAUUAAGGCAGGCAUUUUACCACCUGAUUACGAUACGAUACGAUACGAUAACAAAAAGCUUAUUCGUUUCACUCCUUUGAUUUUAAAAGCACCAAAAGAGGCGGGAUUUGCACACCCUCUCAGGAAAAUUUACCCCCCCCCCCCACCUUCCUUUUAAAUUAAACCACAUAGUGCAUUGUUUUUUGUACCCAUUUGUCUUUUGUAGUCUAAAUUCAGUGCAGUACUUAAAGAACUACACACAGUAUGUUUUAUUUUUAUUUUCGGAGCAUGUAUUACUUUAUGUGUUAAGGGUUAAAAAGAAAACAGAAAAUGUUCAGUUUUUGAACAAAAAGGAAAAAAAUGUCUUUGUCUUGUGCUAAGCUGGCGUAAUGCUUGCCUGUUUGUGUGCGACUUGAUUGUUUCGUGUUUUUCGAGGAUGCCGGGAUCAUUGCAGCUCUCCAUCGCCUACAUAGAUUCCUUCCUGGUAAAGUGGUAGGCUAGCAAUAUACAUACUAUAUAUACUAUGAGAUAUGAAUAUUUUUUGUUAAACAGAAUCCAAAAAGAAAUGUUUGUGACUGUAUGCAUUUGUAUGAAUUAUUUUAAAUGAAAUAAAAGUCCGAGUUAAACGA
Molecule: messenger RNA, 2919 nt
Organism: Carassius auratus (goldfish)
Lineage: Eukaryota; Metazoa; Chordata; Actinopteri; Cypriniformes; Cyprinidae
Product: C-terminal-binding protein 1
Exons: 9
Coding region: 553-1899 (448 amino acids)
Biological process (GO): regulation of transcription by RNA polymerase II
Cellular component (GO): nucleus
Molecular function (GO): transcription coactivator activity; transcription corepressor activity; transcription coregulator binding
Source: RefSeq, a predicted model, not a curated record